AUUUAUAUUUAUUUUCCUUUUUUUUUUCUUUCUCUUUUCUUCUUCUUUUUUUUUUAAAAAAAAAAUAGAAUAGAAAAUGAAUCCAAAUAAAGAAAAUAUAGAUACAAGACUUGAAAUGAUGAAUCAGCUUAAAACAUUCUUAGUGACAGCGCCAGAAGAACAAGAGAACAAGACGAUUCAAACCUUUGAUUUAUCAUCUACUGGAGAAUCAAUUAGCUGUAUUAAAUGGAAUGAUACAUUCUUUAUUACAGGUACAGAUAUCAUUCGUUGUCUUCUCUUUCGAUUCACCGCCUUUGGUAGACCUAUCAAGAAUAUUAAAAAGUUUGAAGAAGGUAUCUUUAGUGAUCUCAGAAAUCUUAAACCAGGUACAGAUGCUAUCUUGGAGGAACCUAAAUCGAUAUUUUUGGAUCUCUUAUUUAAACAUAAUUGUAUCAGAACUCAAAAGAAACAAAAGGUCUUUUAUUGGUAUUCGGUUCCUCAUGAUCGCUUAUUUUUGGAUGCCCUUGAAAGGGAUUUAAAGCGUGAAAGGUUGGGUAUAGAGCCUACCUCGAUAGCGAUUGCUUAUCCUGCUGAUAUCAUCUCCUUGGAUACAACUCAGGCUAUGUUGGAUGAAUUCCGUAAGGCGAUGCUAUCUCAAUUAGAUUAUCCCCUAUCUCUUGUCCAUACAAAGGAAAAGAAAAGAGAUCAUGACGAUAUUCAAAAAAUCAUUUCAUCUACUCUCUUUGGUCCUUCUUCUCUCUUUAAAGGCUCUCCUUCUUAUAAACAACGUAGACAUCGUGUAACUACUUUACAACAACAACAACAACAAACAAUCAUUCAUAACAAAAAGAAAUCAUUCACUUUAAAAGAAAAAUCAUGUAUCACCUCAAAGGGGGCAUCCGAAUCGAGUGAAUCUUAUCGGCUUUUUGAAUGUCCUAUCCCUUCUUGUCGUAAAGUCUUUAAACGCUUAGAACAUAUGAAACGUCAUUUAAGAACUCAUACGUUGGAGAGACCUUAUUUGUGUGACUUGUGUGGUAAACGGUUUUCACGGUCCGAUAAUUUGGCUCAACAUAAGAAGACUCAUAUCAAGUCAUCCACAAAAUCAAAUUGUCGUAAACAACAACAACGCAGCACUAAAUUAUUAAAGCGUCGUCUUUAUCAUCUUCGUCAUACGAAAAAGCGUGUUAGUACUACACAUGAUGCAGCAACAGUAGCAGCAGUAUCCAAUAUCAAAAGGUCUCGACAACAAGAAGAUCCUUCCAAAAUGAAGCAAAUCCUUUUAUCUCCUACUAUUCUCAAGUUUGAAGAAAAAGAAGAAAAAGAAAAAGGAGGAGGAAUAUCAGAUUUAGUUUAUAAAAUAGAAGAACAAGAGCCAACGGAUAUAAGCUUAGUAAAUGAACUAUUAGUACCAUCUGAAUGGAAUACAAUGGUUCAUGAACCAUCUCCUCUUUAUAAUAUGAUUCAACUUCCUUAUUCUUCUACUACAGAUUCUUCCUGUUUAACUUCUCCUAUCAUUCCUUCUAUUCAUUUCUUAAUGACUCCACUCUCUCAUAGUGUCAUCCAUAGUCCCAUCAUGAUGCAUUCUGAUGAUGAAUAUUAUCAUUACUCUGACCAAAGCCCUACCAUGACUCCAACGGAUGCUUUACUCUAUUAUCAUUAAUCAUAGAUAUGAAUAUAU
Molecule: messenger RNA, 1657 nt
Organism: Cokeromyces recurvatus
Lineage: Eukaryota; Fungi; Mucoromycota; Mucoromycetes; Mucorales; Mucoraceae
Product: STE like transcription factor-domain-containing protein
Exons: 1
Coding region: 77-1639 (520 amino acids)
Biological process (GO): regulation of DNA-templated transcription; sexual reproduction
Cellular component (GO): Tec1p-Ste12p-Dig1p complex; nucleus; Ste12p-Dig1p-Dig2p complex
Molecular function (GO): DNA-binding transcription factor activity
Source: RefSeq, a predicted model, not a curated record